Messenger RNA from Gongylonema pulchrum, 171 nucleotides. Lineage: Eukaryota; Metazoa; Nematoda; Chromadorea; Rhabditida; Gongylonematidae. The record is from the annotation of a GenBank genome assembly.
AGGAAGUGCUAUCGGAUGAUGAUAAUGAUGAAGAUGAUGAUAAUGAUGAAGAUGAUGGUUAUGAUGGUAAUGAUGGUUCUGAUGAUGAAACUGCCUCUUCUGUGGAGGAGCCGAAUGCCGCUGAAGAACAAACCAUGGUUACGAUUUCCAGCGACACACAGCGUCAAAAAG